AUGGCUCUGGAGUCUUUCUCUCUCAUGCCUGAAAAGAGCACGCCCUCUUGGAAUUGCAUGAUCGGGGGACUAGGGAGGCACGGCCGCGCCCACGAGGCGCUCAGUCAGUUCCGGCAGAUGGUUCGAGCUGGGUCGAGGCCUAACAAUGUAACGUUUGUUAGUCUGUUGCAUGGUUGUAGUCAUGGUGGCCUAGUGGAUGAGGGGCUCAAACAGUUUAGAGAUAUGAGAGAGGUUUAUGGUAUAGAGCCUGGUAUUAAGCACUAUGGGUGCAUAAUCGACCUCAUGGCUCGAAAUGGCAGGCUAAAUGAGGCUGUAGAGGUGAUUAGAGAGAUGGAAAUAAAACCUGAUAGUGUGGUAUGGGGUGCUUUGCUAGGUGCGUGUAUGGUGCAUGGAAAUGUGGGGCUUGGUGAGGCGAUGGGAGCACAGAUGAUGAAGAAUUUGCCUUGGCAUGAUGGAUGUUAUGUGAUGCUUUCGGAUGUUUAUGCGUCUAAUGGACAGUGGGAUGGGGUAUUGGGAGUGAGGAGGAUGAUGGCUGAUUUUGGUGUUAGGAAGGAGCCGGGUUGGAGCUUGGUAGUGAAUGUUGCACAGAGAGAUCACCACAAAGAGUGGCAAUGCAAAAUAAGUGAAGGGGAUAAGGUGAGAGAGGGUAUGAACACCACUGAGAGUCUCAAUGUACUGUAA
Messenger RNA from Amborella trichopoda, 681 nucleotides. Lineage: Eukaryota; Viridiplantae; Streptophyta; Magnoliopsida; Amborellales; Amborellaceae. The record is from RefSeq and is a predicted model, not a curated record.